Molecule: messenger RNA, 1406 nt
Organism: Anarrhichthys ocellatus (wolf-eel)
Lineage: Eukaryota; Metazoa; Chordata; Actinopteri; Perciformes; Anarhichadidae
Product: integrator complex subunit 3-like
Cellular component (GO): cytoplasm
Source: RefSeq, a predicted model, not a curated record
CAUUCAGGUACACACACAGGUAUACAUGUACACAUUCAGGUAUACACACAGGUAUACAGGUGAUUAUGUCUAAAUGACCUGUAACUUUAACGGCUCCAGAUGUUAACUGAAGUGAUGUUUCAGCUGGUGUGGCUGGUCAGAGAGCUGGUGAAGAGUGGAGUGAUGGGAGCUGAUGGUGUCGUCAUGACGCUGCUCAAACAGAUCGCAGGUGGCGAUAUUUCCACCAAAAACCUCUGGUUGGCUGAGAACGUUCUUGACAUCCUGUUAGACCAAAAAGAGUGGGUGUUGAAGAGUGGGAUGCUGAUAGCGAUGUCAGUCUACACGUACCUUCGUCUUAUCGUCGACCACGGAGCUCCGAAUCUCCUGAUUCUGCGUCAGAAAGAGGUUGACUACUGCAUCUCCAUGCUGAGGGAGAAGUUCAUGGAGUGUCAGAUCAUCGGCAGAGAUCUGGUCCGUCUGAUGCAGAACGUUGCUCGGAUCCCAGAGAUGGAGCUGGUGUGGAAGGACCUGCUGCACAGUCCACAAGUCCUCAGUUCUCAGUUCACUGGUGUUCUCCAGCUGCUCACCGCUCGCACCUCCAGGAAGUUUCUGGCCUGUCGUCUCACACCGGACAUGGAGACCAAGCUGCUGUUCAUGACCUCCAGGGUGCGUUUCGGGCAGCAGAAGCGCUAUCAGGACUGGUUUCAGAGACAGUACCUGUCCACAGCAGAGAGCCAAUCACUGCGCUGCGAUCUGAUUCGCUACAUCUGUGGAGUGGUCCACCCGUCCAAUGAGGUGCUGAGCUCCGACAUCCUGCCGCGCUGGGCCAUCAUUGGCUGGCUGCUCACCACCUGCACGUCAAACGUCGCCGCCUCCAACGCCAAACUGGCUCUCUUCUAUGAUUGGCUGUUCUUCAAUCCUGAGAAAGACAGCAUCAUGAACAUAGAACCAGCCAUCUUGGUGAUGCAUCACUCCAUGAAACCUCAUCCUGCCAUCACUGCUACACUGCUGGACUUCAUGUGCAGGAUCAUUCCUCACUUCUUCCCUCCAUUGGAGUCUCAGGUCCGUCAGGGCGUCUUCAACUCGCUCACCUUCAUCAUGGAGAAGAGAGUGCUGGCUCACCUCGCUCCACUCUUUGAUAAUCCAAAGUUGGACCGAGAGCUUCGAUCGAUGCUCAGAGAGAGAUUCCCUGAGUUCUGCAGCUCGCCCUCCCCCCCGACUGAAGUUAAGAUGGAGGAGUCCACUUCCUUAGAGAUGGACAACCAUGUGUUGGACAAGGAGGACGGUUGCUAUGACAACACAGAGGCGGCCUUCAGCGAUGAUGAGGAGGAGGUCCACAACAAAGGUGAAGAACCAGUUUAGACUGGUUUACGUUUAAUCAACCACUGUCACCAGUACAACCACUGUCACCAGUACAACCACUGUCA